Molecule: messenger RNA, 630 nt
Organism: Neltuma alba
Lineage: Eukaryota; Viridiplantae; Streptophyta; Magnoliopsida; Fabales; Fabaceae
Exons: 5
Coding region: 1-630 (209 amino acids)
Source: RefSeq, a predicted model, not a curated record
AUGGCAGCAAAAUUAGGAAAUGGGAAGACUUGGCCGGCCAAUGUGGUGUUGUGCUUCUUCUUGUUGUCUGUACACAUGAACGAAGGUCAAGACACAGUCAACAAUGGCCAGGAAGCUACUUCUAGUCAGAAGCUUGAGGUUGAUAAGCUAUUGAGGAAAUUGAAUAAACCAGCCGUCAAGUCUAUAAAGAGUCCUGAUGGAGACGUAAUCGACUGCGUCUCAAUCCUGAAGCAACCAGCUUUUGAUCACCCGAAACUCAAAAAUCACAAAAUUAAGAUGAGGUCAACUUUCCGACCUGAAGUAAAGAUAGAAAGCAAAAUGUCUUCAAAGUCAAAGCCAAUUGUUCAGCCAUGGCACCAAGUUGGAAGUUGCCCAAAUAGAACCAUUCCUAUAAGAAGAACAAGAAAGGAGGACAUCCUGAGGGCAAGCUCUAUCCAACAAUUUGGGAAGAAUCUCAAAACUGUCCCUCUUCGUUCAUAUGUUGCUGGUGAAGGUAGCCAUGAGGUGUACCCACAACUAUAUGGGGAUAACGCGACCAGUCUGUUCACCUACUGGACUGGUGAUUCAUAUAAAACACCGGAUGUUAUGACCUUCUUUGUUCUGGGUUUGUUCAACUUGACGCUGGAAUAG